CCUACGGCCAGCACAAGGAGGCACCGACGCUCUGAGGCUGCCGCACGGUGCACCGUCGAGCAUCCUCGCCUAGAUCCUUUCUGCCCGGUCCCGCCUCACCCCGCUCCAUCACACCAGCCGGCCCUGUUCGCCUCCCCUUCCCAGAAUCAUUAAGCCCCCAGAUCCCACCAGUGCCUCGUACCCACCUCGCCCCACCCCAUCCCGGUGCCUUUCCACACCCCAGUGUCCCCCGCUGCCAUGAGCUCCCCCAUCAGCAAGAGCCGCUCGCUCGCCUCCUUCCUGCAGCAGCAGCGAAGUCUGAGGCAGCCUCCCAGACCCGUGACCUCUGAGGCGUGCACACCUUCUCAGCCACGAGAGGUGCCGGUCUGUCCGCUGACAGCUGGUGGCGAGACCCAGAACGCGGCCGCCCUGCCGGGCCCCACCAACUGGCCACUGCUGGGCAGCCUGCUGCAGAUUCUCUGGAAAGGAGGGCUCAAGAAACAGCACAACACCCUGGCGGAGUACCACAAGAAGUACGGCAAGAUUUUCCGCAUGAAGCUGGGUUCCUUUGAGUCGGUGCACCUGGGCUCGCCGUGCCUGCUGGAAGCGCUGUACCGCACCGAGAGCGCGCACCCGCAGCGGCUGGAGAUCAAACCAUGGAAGGCCUAUCGCGACUACCGCAAAGAAGGCUACGGGCUGCUGAUCCUGGAAGGUGAAGACUGGCAGCGGGUCCGGAGCGCCUUUCAAAAGAAACUAAUGAAACCAGUGGAAGUGAUGAAGCUGGACAACAAAAUCAAUGAGGUCUUGGCUGAUUUUAUGGGCAGAAUAGAUGAGCUCUGUGAUGAAAAAGGACACAUUGAAGACUUGUACAGUGAACUGAACAAAUGGUCACUUGAAAGUAUCUGCCUCGUGUUGUAUGAGAAGAGAUUUGGGCUUCUCCAGAAGAAUACGGGGGACGAAGCUGUGAACUUCAUCACGGCCAUCAAAACAAUGAUGAGCACGUUUGGGAGAAUGAUGGUCACUCCAGUCGAGCUGCACAAGAGCCUCAACACCAAGGUCUGGCAGGACCACACCCUGGCCUGGGACACCAUUUUCAAAUCAGUCAAAUCUUGUAUCGACAACCAGUUAGAGAAGUAUUCUCAGCAGCCUAGUGCACAUUUCCUUUGUGACAUUUAUCACCAGAAUCAGCUUUCAAAGAAAGAAUUGUAUGCUGCCGUCACAGAGCUCCAGCUGGCUGCGGUGGAAACGACAGCAAACAGCCUAAUGUGGAUUCUCUACAAUUUAUCCCGAAAUCCCCAAGUGCAACAAAAGCUUCUUAAAGAAAUUCAGAGAGUAGUACCUGAGAAUCAGGUGCCACGGGCAGAAGCUCUGAGGAAUAUGCCAUAUUUAAAAGCCUGUCUGAAAGAAUCUAUGAGGCUUACCCCGAGUGUACCAUUUACAACUCGGACUCUUGACAAGGCAACAGUUCUGGGUGAAUAUGCUUUACCCAAAGGAACAGUGCUGAUGCUGAAUACCCAGGUGUUGGGAUCCAGCGAAGACAAUUUUGAAGAUUCAAGUCAUUUUAGACCCGAACGUUGGCUUCAGGAGAAGGAAAAAAUCAAUCCUUUCGCUCAUCUUCCAUUUGGCAUUGGAAAAAGAAUGUGCAUUGGUCGCCGAUUAGCUGAGCUUCAACUGCACCUGGCUCUUUGUUGGAUUGUCCGCAAAUACGACAUCCUGGCCACAGACGACAAGCCUGUUGAGAUGCUGCACUUAGGCACACUGGUGCCCAGCCGGGAGCUCCCCAUCGCAUUCUGCCAGCGAUAAGAUGCCCCAGAUGAGCAUCCAGGGGGUUCAUUAUCCUCUGCAAGGUACUGACAAUGACGAGGGAUGAGCCAUGCUCAGAAGUCAGCCAGACUGGGAUUUGAAUCCCUGCUCACUUCUAACUUGCUGGGUGACCUUGAGAAGUUCCCUAAUCUCUCUGCUUUCUUUUUUUAUUUGUAAAAUGAGGACCCAAAGAGAGUGCAUCACAAAAAAAAUAAUAUGAACACCAAAUACCUAUUCCUGAGCCUGGCAUCAAUUAAAUGUUUAGUAAAGGCUAACAGCUGUUCAUGCUUUUUGCAUGUGAAUAGCAAAUGUUGGCAAACUUUUUCUGUAAAGGGCCAAUUGGCCAAUAUUUUAGGUUUUGUGGACCAUACAGUCUUUGUCACAUCCUCUUAUUACGACCUCAGAGCAUGAAAGGGGCCACAGAGAAUCUGUAAUUAAUGAGUGGGCUGAUGUCCCAGUUUUCUAUUGCUGCCACAGCAAAUUACUAAAACUUAGUGAGUCAAACAACACACAUCUAUUAUCUUACCGUUCUAUAGAUCAGAAGUCUGACAGGGCUCCUCCAGGCUAAAAUUAUAGUGUUGUCGGGGCUCUGUCUGGAGGCUCUAGAGGAGAGUCUGUUCCCUUGCUAGCUUGGGUUGUUGGCAGAGUUUAGCUCUUCAUGGUUACAGGACUGUAGUCUUCAUUUUAUUGCUGCUGUCAGCUGAAGGUUAUACUCAACUUUUAGAGAUUUCCCAUAUUCCUUGGCUCAUGAAAACCUCCCCAUCUCAAAGCCAAUAACAACGGUCAGUUGAGUCCCUCUCACACUUUGAGUCUCUCUUUCUUCUUACGUUGCUUCUGUCUGACAUUAUCCACGAUCACAUCUCCCGUCUCAAAGUUCAUAACUUUAACUGCAUCUGCAAAAGUCGUUUUUUCACAUGAAGUAGCAUAUUCAUGUGUUCCAGGGGUUAGGCAUUGACAUUUUAGGAGGACCGUUAUUCUGCCUACAAAAACUGUUCUGAUAAACUUUAUUAAAAACAAGCGGUGGGCUGUAUUUAGCACUAAGGUCUAGGUAUGCGUGAUGGCAGGACAUGUAAUGUAAAUGUAUAUAUUUAUCAGCCUGUAUUGAAUACAUAUUUUUUCUGACAAUAGAGGAGUUCUUAUGUUCCCUCCACGACUUUUGCCAUAUCCAUAUACCAACCAGAUGCUAUUUAUUUCAAUACUACUGAGUUAUUUCCUUAAAUUAACAUAAGCCUAAUUGUAUACAUUAGCCUUGUCCUGAGCAAUAAUUUCCUUAAUGAAAUUAAGAAUUAGUAAGUCCAGUGAUAGUCUCCUUAUAUGCAUUAAAAUGAAUUCAAGAAAUGAUCAAAAGUUAGUCUAAGAAAGCUCCAAUAUCAUUUUAUGUGGAAAUAUGACAUUUGUAACAUAUGGCUUUAUAGAGUGACAUGUCAGUGUUUAAAAUCAGAUUCUAUCAUUUUUGUUCUUUGAUCAGCACCUCUUAGGAUUUUCCUGGAAGAAAUUGCUGUUUGCCAAUGGCAAGUUAAGGAGCAUUUGCUGAUUGGUGGAUUUAGAGAAACUUACAAUUACAGAUGAAAUUUCUGAACAAGGCCCAAAUGAAUAUAUUAUUAUUCCUCCACAGAGUGUCUGAUGCUAUUUUGAAAUGUGUCAAAUUCUGAGCAUCCCAACCAACAGAACUGAAUCAAGUAGAAUAAGGAAAGUAUUCUCACUUGUGAGACCCCCAGUCUUCAGCAAAGACAGCAUGUUGACCACAGCAAGCCACACCUGUGGCAAGAGCCCAGGGCAAUUUUAGUUUUAGCAUAUUUUUUUGGCUAAUAAUUUGUCUUCUUUAAAUAUACUUCUUUGAUAUAUAAUUAGGGCGUACCCUUUUUUUUUUUUUCAGAAUUUUUUUUUUUUAAACCAAGACCAAAGCAGCCAUUUCGACAUUUCUACAAGAAUGGUGCUUUCGGCUUCUACAUUACCAGAAAGCAAACUUCAAACACCCACAGCUUACAAAGAACAUUUAAGCCCAGGUGUUGAUACUUUUUCUUCUGCAAAAAUUGUUCCAGAAGCUGUACUGUCUUUCUAGAUGGUGGUAUUUGCUAAGAUCACAUCCAACUCAGGGAAGCGGACCGAGUGCUGAGAUCCAAGGCACUCUACAGGGUUCACUGCUGGUUUACCCUUCACCUGCAUCAGCACUGCCUUCAGGUGCUUACGAUGACCUGGCAGCCUGUUCUCUCUUGCAUCUUCCAUGACAUGAAAGGGAGGCUGGCACCUGUCAGUCAUGUAGAGCUACUAACUGUUUCAGCCCCUGCCUACCACAUUCGUUGUUGGAAUCUUUAAUUCCCAAGAAUAAGUUUACAUUUGACAAUGAAAGACGUACAACAGCUAAAUUUUCUGGGGCUGGGAGUAACACUGCCAAUCCAUUUACUGUAGCUCUGUUUAAUGUACUGCUUAGGGAAAUACCUGCUUAAUAAUGUAAGCUAAGCUAAAUGAUGGUUAAAGUUACCAGGCCUCCCAUGAAAUUGUGUUCUUCCUGCAUUGCAAUAAAAACAUUAUUGGGAAAUUAGAGAACACUUCUAUUAAAAGGACUUUAAUGAAGUCAAACGUCUUGUAAGACUAGUGACUUACUGUGGCAUAAUUUUGUUAAAGGACCUUAAAAUUCUUUAUUUUCUUAAUGUAAUUCCUUUAUGGCAUUGAAGUAUGGAUAAAGUAAUAGUUUUUAAAUUGAGUUUAUGCAUAUGAAGCACAGACAUGCGUGCCUGUGU
Molecule: messenger RNA, 4523 nt
Organism: Sapajus apella (tufted capuchin)
Lineage: Eukaryota; Metazoa; Chordata; Mammalia; Primates; Cebidae
Product: 1,25-dihydroxyvitamin D(3) 24-hydroxylase, mitochondrial
Exons: 11
Coding region: 238-1782 (514 amino acids)
Biological process (GO): cellular response to peptide hormone stimulus; glucocorticoid biosynthetic process; cholesterol metabolic process
Cellular component (GO): mitochondrial inner membrane
Molecular function (GO): oxidoreductase activity, acting on paired donors, with incorporation or reduction of molecular oxygen; heme binding; iron ion binding
Source: RefSeq, a predicted model, not a curated record